UGAUUUUGCUUCUCCCGCGGCGGGUGAAUGCCAAGCAUUGUAAACAAAACAGUUCUGCUCCUUGUCAGCUCGUGCAGACUGCUUUGCAAGGCUGUACAUAGCACAGCCAUGCAAAGCAGUGUGCUUACAGCGAAGCACAAACACACAGCCCCUAGUAAAACAGCACACAGUUAACCCUUUGAUUGCCCCACAUGUUAACCCCUUCCUGCCCAGUGUCAUUAGUAUAGUGUUGGUGCUUUUUAUUAGCACUGAUCACUAUUGGUGUCAUUGGGGAUGUCAGUGACACCACGUUAGUUCCCCCCCCCGUGUCAGAAUGCCUACCGCAAUCCCGCUAUAA
Messenger RNA from Staurois parvus, 337 nucleotides. The record is from the annotation of a GenBank genome assembly. NCBI's taxonomy places the organism in Eukaryota, Metazoa, Chordata, Amphibia, Anura, Ranidae.